Messenger RNA from Oncorhynchus keta (chum salmon), 2942 nucleotides. RefSeq names its product hatching enzyme 1.2-like. The transcript has a single exon. The record is from RefSeq and is a predicted model, not a curated record. Bases 1903 to 2700 code for a protein of 265 amino acids. Gene Ontology annotation, molecular function: metalloendopeptidase activity; zinc ion binding. Gene Ontology annotation, biological process: proteolysis. NCBI's taxonomy places the organism in Eukaryota, Metazoa, Chordata, Actinopteri, Salmoniformes, Salmonidae.
GGACAUAUGGCUGAUCUCAUCAUACUACUAACUGAGGGACAUAUGGCUGAUCUCCAUAUCAUACUACUGACUGGGGGACAUAUGGCUGAUCUCCAUAUCAUACUACUGACUGGGGGACAUAUGGCUGAUCUCAUCAUACUACUGACUGGGGACAUAUGGCUGAUCUCCAUAUCAUACUACUGACUGGGGGACAUAUGGCUGAUCUCCAUAUCAUACUACUGACUGAGGGACAUAUGGCUGAUCUCCAUAUCAUACUACUGACUGAGGGACAUAUGGCUGAUCUCCAUAUCAUACUACUGACUGGGGGACAUAUGGCUGAUCUCAUCAUACUACUGACUGAGGGACAUAUGGCUGAUCUCCAUAUCAUACUACUGACUGAGGGACAUAUGGCUGAUCUCAUCAUACUACUGACUGAGGGACAUAUGGCUGAUCUCAUCAUACUACUAACUGGGGGACAUAUGGCUGAUCUCAUCAUACUACUGACUGAGGGACAUAUGGCUGAUCUCAUCAUACUACUAACUGAGGGACAUAUGGCUGAUCUCAUCAUACUGAGGGACAUAUGGCUGAUCUCAUCAUACUACUGACUGGGGGACAUAUGGCGGAUCUCAUCAACUUUAUUAUCAUCUGGAUGGACAAAUGGAUGUGCUUUUCAUUCAUCACAUGUAACUUUAAUGAAGAUACAACAGUAUAUUUGGGUAAUAGGAUAGCUAUUUUAUAAACUAUGAGAACAGGGUGGGGUGUUUCCUGCAAACAAAGCAGCUUUAACCCUUAGUGAGGACUGUUUAAGACAACAUGGCUAAGAGAGGUGCAUCAGUGAGCUAGCCCCACCCAGAAUAGCCCUAAUGGAUGAGCUGGAGACUGGACCAGCUGGAAACCGACCUGUGUGUGUGUGUGUGUGUGUGUGUGUGUGUGUGUGUGUGUGUGUGUGUGUGUGUGUGUGUGUGUGUGUGUGUGUGUGUGUGUGUGUGUGUGUGUGUGUGUGUGUGUGUGUGUGUGUGUGUGUGUGUGUGUUGCAGGCCCGGUUCUAACAUUUUUGGGGCCCCCCACCAAGGGAUCAAAAAAUAUUGUGGCCCCUCUCUUGAACGUUAAAGUACAUGCCCUGCAGUUCUACACAUUUUGCCAUGUUAAUGAUAUCUGAGUGAUACAGAUGAAUAAAAUCUAAACAUUGUUAUCUGGCUGAUUGAGGGUCAGUGACUGACAUAACAAGUGAAAAACAGCUGAUGCACAACCACAUUUCAAACUUGCACCUUGUGUAUUCUACUAAUUUAACUCUCAACAGUAAGUUGAGACCCUGACUGGGUUUCCCCCAAAAAUGAUAUGAUUACAUUUUUGGGGUCGGCGACCGCUCAUGUCGCUUAUACCUGGAGCCCAGUAGUCCUAAUGGUGGUUUUAAACAAGAACUCCAGCCUAGUAAAUGAAUCCUUGUGUAAACUGUAGAUGGAGUCCUCCCUUCAGAAGUUUAUUUAGAACUAACAACAUGGACCCCAACCCUUAAUCCUCCUGCAGACACACCUGUAGAGGUCUGUAUAAAAGCCCAGGACUGACCAGACAGAAUCACACAUCAAGACUCAGAUCCAAGGAGCCUCUCCAAAGCAUCUCAAAGACCAAGACAUCUAGAGUCUGCCAGAUCCAAGGAGCCAUCUAGAGUAUCUCCACUGCCAGAUCCAAGGAGCCUCUCCAAAGCAUCUCAAAGACCAAGACAUCCAGAGUCUGUCCACUACCAGAUCCAAGGAGCCAUCCAGAGUCUGUCCACUGCCAGAUCCAAGGAGCCAUCCAGAGUCUGUCCACUGCCAGAUCCAAGGAGCCAUCCAGAAUCUGUCCACUACCAGAUCCAAGGAGCCAUCCAGAGUAUCUCCACUGCCAGAUCCAAGGAGCCAUCCAGAAUCUGUCCACACACUGAAGAUGGAGCAAAGCCCCUCUCUCACCAUCCUGCUGCUGGUACUGGGCAUCUCUCAGGCCCAAAAGGACCACAGUGGACCAGCCAUGUGGAUAGACCACCUUGAGGCUGUAGACAUCACUGAGAGAAUUCUGACCGCUAAUAACGGCUCUGAUGAGAUGCUGAUGGAGGGAGACCUGGUGGUACCAAGAACCAGAAACGCCAUGCAGUGCAUGCAAGGAGGAAACAGCUGCCUGUGGAACAAAGCCUCUAGCGGAUACAUUGAAGUGCCCUACACAAUAGAAGACAGCAGAUUCACUCCCUCCGACAUGAAGGAGAUUGAGCAUGCCGUCCAGUCGUUCCACAGCAAGACCUGCAUUCGCUUUGUGCCACGUGGCAACCAGAAAGACUACAUCAGCUUUGAGAGUUUGAGCGGCUGCUACUCUUCUCUCGGGAGAAUUGGAGGGAAACAGACGGUCUCUGUUAACAGCGUUGGCUGCAUCUUUCUCGGCAUCAUUCAGCACGAGACCCUCCACGCUCUGGGAUUCCAGCACGAGCAAACCAGGAGCGACCGUGACCAGUACGUCACCAUCAACUGGAGUAACAUCGACUCUUACAUGGCCAAUAACUUCGAUAAACAAAACACCAACAACCUGAACACUCCCUAUGACUACAGCUCUGUCAUGCACUAUGGAAAAACAGCCUUCUCUAUCAACGGGAAGGACACCAUCACCCCCAUCCCCAACCCUGACGUGUCCAUCGGCCAGAGACAGGGGAUGUCCACCACUGACAUCCUGAGGAUCAACCGACUCUACGGCUGCUGAGAGGAAGACAUCAAGUCACAGGAGGAGAGUAAAGGUGAAGAUGUCUACAAUACAUCUGACACAUUAUCCAGUGUCCUGUUCAUUCAAAUCAUCAGCCGUGUGUUAUUCACAAUAAUUCACGGCUUCUCAUGUCUUAUUGCCUUAUCGGAUUUAGAUCAAAUAAAUAUUUUGUAGUACAGAACAAUGUGGUUUUCUGUAUCACUUUGGAUUGAAACAUAGAAAUAAAAGCAUUUGAAACAACA